This is a messenger RNA of Plenodomus lingam JN3, 624 nucleotides long. RefSeq lists its product as uncharacterized. The record is from RefSeq and is a predicted model, not a curated record. NCBI's taxonomy places the organism in Eukaryota, Fungi, Ascomycota, Dothideomycetes, Pleosporales, Leptosphaeriaceae.
AUGUCUUUCCAAAACACAGAGUCAGUUAUCCUCGACAUCGAAUCUCCAUCCUCCCGUGCUCCAGCCUACACCAUCCAAACCCAAUCCCCAUUCUUGCGCCUCCCAGCCGAAGUCCGCAACCGGAUCUACAACCACCUCUACACUCCUGCCGCAGCCAUCGCGCGCAACAAACCUACCUACCAUCGUCCCUCCCCCUUCAUCACCUCUCCCCCAAAUCUACCCGCCCUCUCACAAACUUGCCACCAACUCUGCUUCGAAACCCGUCUCCUCCCUUUCUUGUCAUCCGAAUUCACCGGCAGCCCUUCGAAACUCAUCGCUGCCCUGCGCGCUCUAGCACCAGAACAUCGCGCACUGGUUACACACGUGACUUUCCUAGUCAGCUACGAUGACACUCGAUUCUCACCCACGAGACCUCCGGUGGGGUUGCUGGGGUACGAAUUUGCGGAGGCGUUGCAAGCAUUGGUGGAGUUUGAGGGCGUGGAGAUGGUGAGCGUGGAGCGGGUGAUGGGGUACUGGAGUCGGGGGGUGGAGUUGGAAGAUUUGGUGUAUGAGGAACUUGAAUAUAUGGGUAUGGAUUAUGUGGAUGUUGUGGUUAUGCCUGAGCAGGGAGGGCGUAAGCGAUGA